AUGAAGUUCGAACUCUUCCUCUCCGCUCUCCUCUCUGCCCAAGUCUUGGCCAUUCCUGAGCCCGAUCACACGGUUGUCAAGGACGGUGACUUUACUUACACUGGAAUCGACAAGCCGCCCGCGGCCUCGAAGCGCGUUGCAAUUGCUUCCCAGAAUGCCGUCGACCCGGCUCUAGCUGCAACCCCGGCAAAUGUGAAUGUUCUGGAGACUAUGGCUGCUGGUCAUGCGGUGGUGGUCGUAUGCAGUGCCAGCCAGGACCUGGUUCAGGAGUCUGCUGGACUAAAUAGACAUGGAAAUCCGAUUAGGAAAAUUCGAAACAAGGAUCCCAUCUACAUUUCCAAUCACACUGAGUCGCAGAUUUAA
Messenger RNA from Fusarium poae, 363 nucleotides. RefSeq lists its product as uncharacterized. The transcript has 2 exons. NCBI's taxonomy places the organism in Eukaryota, Fungi, Ascomycota, Sordariomycetes, Hypocreales, Nectriaceae. Bases 1 to 363 code for a protein of 120 amino acids. The record is from RefSeq and is a predicted model, not a curated record.